ACCCUUGUACAAAGAAAAGCAGGAAAGAAAAACCCAGAAGCAAGAGAUGGCGGAGAGUAGGAAAGAUCACUCCAGAAGAGUUCAUGCCCACGUGGUGGUUGUGCCAUACCCAAGCCAAGGCCACAUUAACCCUCUCCUCCAAUUCGCGAAGCACUUGGCUUUCAGAGGCGUCAAGGCCACUCUGGCCACCACCCGUUACACCGUCCCCUCCAUCUCCACCCCAUACGUCGGCGUCGAGCCCAUCUCCGACGGAUUCGACGACUCCGGCUUUGCCCAGGCCGGAAGCGAGGACGUCUACCUCAGCUCCUUCAAGGCCAAUGGCUCCAGAACUCUGUCCGAGAUCAUCCGCAAGUUCAAGAGCUCCGGCUUCCCUGUCGACUGCGUGGUUUACGAUUCGUUCCUUCCGUGGGCUCUGGACGUGGCCAGGGAGCACGGCAUCUACGGAGCUUCCUUCUUCACCAACUCCGCCGCAGUCAGCGCCGUCUUCUCCAUGCUGCACGACGGCAAGCUCAGCCUGCCGCUAAAGCUGGACGAGUCGCCGCUGCAGUUGCCUGGCUUGCCGCCUUUGUACUCGUACGACCUGCCUUCGUUCCUCAAGGCGCCUGGAAGCUACCCGGCAUACUUGGCCAUGAAGCUCAGCCAGUUCUCUAACUUGGAAGACGCGGAUUGGGUGUUUGGGAACACCUUUGAAGCGCUGGAAGGGAAGGUGGCUGGAACGGUGUCGGAGCAGUGGCCGGCGAAGCUGAUAGGACCCAUGGUGCCAUCGGCGUACUUGGACGAAAGGAUGGAGGAGGACAAGGGGUACGGAGCCAGCCUGUGGAAGCCGCUGGGGGAGAAGUGCAUGAAGUGGCUGGAAUCAAAGGCGAGGCACUCGGUGGCGUACGUGUCGUUUGGGAGCAUGGUAUCGUUGUCGGCGGAGCAGAUGGAGGAGGUGGCGUGGGGGCUGAAGGGGAGCGAGAUGAACUUCAUAUGGGUGGUGAGGGGAACGGAGCUGGGGAAGCUGCCAAGCCACUUCGUAGAGUCAACGAGGGAGAAGGGGGUGGUGGUGACGUGGUGCAACCAGCUGGACAUACUGGGGCACGGGGCGGUGGGGUGCUUCGUGACGCACUGCGGGUGGAACUCGACGCUGGAAGGGCUGAGCCUGGGGGUGCCCAUGGUGGGGGUGCCCAAAUGGGCGGAUCAGCUGACGGACGCCAAGUUCAUAGAGGGAGUUUGGAGGGUUGGGGUGAGGGCCAAGGAGGACCACAAGGGGAUUGUCACCAGGGAUGAGCUCAUUUCUUGCUUGAAGCAAGUCAUGGGGGAUGGGGAUGCUGCCGCGGAGAUGAGGGCAAAUGUCGCUAAGUGGAAGGCUCUCGCAAGGGAAGCCAUGAGCCAAGGCGGCAGCUCCGACAGGGCCAUUGCCCACUUUGUCCACCACCUCAUCAGCAAUAAGAAGCAGCAGCUAAACACAAACACAAACACAAACGCAAUUCAAUGGUCUGGGUAUAUGGGUAUGCGUGUGCCACCAAUUAAUUAAUUAAUGCCCGCCUGUGUUACCUACCUGCGUGUUUAUUUUCAUCGUCAGAUGAAUUCCGGCAGCAGCCGCGCAUUCAUCAUUUCUUUUUUCUUUUAGUUCUUGAAUGAGAAAUUAACCUUCUCUUUAAUCAA
This is a messenger RNA of Diospyros lotus (date-plum), 1647 nucleotides long. RefSeq names its product UDP-glycosyltransferase 74B1-like. The coding region runs from base 47 to 1516 and encodes 489 amino acids. The transcript has a single exon. NCBI's taxonomy places the organism in Eukaryota, Viridiplantae, Streptophyta, Magnoliopsida, Ericales, Ebenaceae. Gene Ontology annotation, molecular function: UDP-glycosyltransferase activity. The record is from RefSeq and is a predicted model, not a curated record.